Molecule: messenger RNA, 1020 nt
Organism: Aspergillus fischeri NRRL 181
Lineage: Eukaryota; Fungi; Ascomycota; Eurotiomycetes; Eurotiales; Aspergillaceae
Product: alpha/beta hydrolase
Exons: 1
Coding region: 1-1020 (339 amino acids)
Molecular function (GO): hydrolase activity
Source: RefSeq, a predicted model, not a curated record
AUGGCCUCUCAUGCCCCUCCUCGAUGGUGGCUCUACAUCCAGGCCGUCUUUUGGCGGUUCCUGAUGCGAAUAGGAAUGUUCUUUCACGACUUACCGGCUCCCCGUCCUCCCCGUCCAGUCUUCGUCCGAUCCGUUCGUUCCGGCAACUCGCAGAUCCGUCUGCAUUUCUACUGUCCACCUGACUACCAGAAGAAUCGGAGAGAGGGCCGCCGACUACCCGUAGUGAUUAACUUUCACGGAGGCGGUUUCACACUGGGAUGUCCCACCGACGACUCCCGCUGGGCUCAGUGCAUCCUGGAGGACGUCGGAGCAGUGGUAGUCAGUGUCGGGUACCGUCGAAGUCCAGAGCAUCCGUUCCCCGCUGCUGUAGAUGAUGGUGUGGAAGCACUGCAAUAUCUGGCCGCCCAUGCCGCCGAACUGGGGUUGGAUGUGACCCGAAUUGCUCUGAGUGGUUUCUCAGCGGGCGGCAAUCUAGCUGUCACUGUGCCUCUACGGCUGCGAAGCCUGAUGGCCAAGGAGCAGCAUGAUCCCCCGCUCGAUCGGGCGAAUUCGGCGCAACAGCUUCUUGAUACAUCGGGCGAUAUUAGCAUCGUCGCUCUCUUCUGCUGGUACCCGAUCCUGGACUUUGAGGAGUCGCGUGCUUUCCGCCGCGCGGCGAGCAUCAUGCCAGAACAGACGCUUCCGAAGUUCCUGACCGAUCUAUUCGAUAACUCCUACCUGCCGAAUCAUGAACACCGUCGCUCGCCCUACGCAUCACCGGUCCGAGCGACAGACGAGAUCUUGAGCGACGCUUUACCCCACGAUAUCUUUCUGUACAUCUGCGAAUGGGACAUGCUGAUGAACGAGGGCCAGCUGUUUAUGCGGCGACUGAAAGAUUCCGGCAAACACGUUCGGGCUAUGAUGAUUGAAAAAGCCCGACAUGCCUGGGACAAGUCGCCGAAUCCCUUCCGGGAUCAAGCCAAGGUCAAUGUUCUCUAUCGCGAUGCCUGCGCGGACAUGAAAGCGAUCUUUAACAAAUAG